AGAAGAAAGGUGCAUCACUUUACCUUCACUCACAGUUUCCUCAUCAAUGGCGGUUGCUUAUUCUUCUUCUCACCUUCAACUUCAACCACUGUCUUUCACCAAAACCCUAAAUCGUUCUUCGAACUCGAUCACACCCAAAACCCUAGUUUCCUUCAAACCCAAUUCAAAAACUCUUGGUAUCCGAGCAAUCAUAUCUCAAACACCUCCAGAAACCCAGAAAUUUGAGCAUUGUUUCACCAAAAAAGAUGAUGGGUAUUUGUACUGCGAGAAUCUUAAGGUUCAAGAAGUCAUGGAGGCCGUUGAAAGGAGGCCAUUUUAUCUUUACAGUAAGCCUCAGAUAACUAGAAAUGUGGAGGCUUAUAAGGAUGCUUUGGAGGGAUUGAAUUCGGUUAUUGGGUAUGCAAUUAAGGCCAAUAAUAACUUCAUGAUUUUACAGCAUUUGAGAAGUUUAGGUUGUGGGGCUGUUUUGGUUAGUGGCAAUGAGCUCAGAUUGGCUCUUCGUGCUGGUUUUGAUCCCACCAGGUGUAUUUUUAAUGGAAAUGGGAAGCUUUUGGAGGAUCUUGUUCUUGCUGCUCAAGAAGGUGUCUUUGUUAAUAUAGACAGUGAAUUUGAUCUGGAUAAUAUUGUAUCAGCUGCAAGAAUUGCUGGAAAGAAGGUCAAUGUACUGCUUCGAAUCAAUCCGGAUGUUGACCCUCAGGUCCAUCCUUAUGUUGCAACCGGGAACAAGAACUCCAAAUUUGGUAUUAGAAACGAGAAGUUGCAAUGGUUUCUAGAUGCCGUUAAGUCGUACCCUGAUGAACUUAAGCUAGUUGGAGCUCAUUGUCAUCUUGGAUCCACCAUUACCAAGGUUGACAUCUUCAGGGAUGCUGCAGCCAUUAUGGUGAAGUUCAUUGACGAAAUUCGAGCCCAAGGGUUUGACAUUAAUUACUUGAACAUCGGAGGUGGUCUUGGGAUCGAUUAUUAUCAUAAGGGCACCGUACUUCCUACACCCAGAGAUCUGAUUGACACAGUCCGGGAGCUGGUCUUGUCUCGAAACCUUAAUCUCAUUAUUGAACCCGGGAGGUCACUGAUUGCGAAUACUUGCUGCUUUGUUAAUCGUGUCACUGGUGUAAAAACAAACGGCACGAAAAACUUUAUUGUGAUCGAUGGCAGCAUGGCUGAACUUAUCCGUCCUAGCCUAUACGAUGCUUAUCAACACAUAGAAUUGGUUUCUCCUCCACCUCCCGAUUCUGCGGUUUCGACUUUUGAUGUCGUGGGCCCGGUCUGCGAGUCGGCCGAUUUUUUGGGGAAAAACAGGGAACUUCCCGCUCCAGCCAGGGAUUCUGGGCUUGUAGUUCAUGAUGCCGGUGCCUACUGCAUGAGCAUGGCUUCAACUUACAACCUUAAGAUGCGCCCACCGGAAUACUGGGUUGAAGAAGAUGGAUCAGUAGCCAAAAUCAGGCAUGGGGAGACUUUUGAAGAUCAUAUGAGAUACUUUGAGGGACUCUCACUCUAACUUCAUUUGCACUUUCUGCUUCUAUCUUCCUAUUUCUAGAUUUCUUUAAUCUCUGUUUCCUUUUCUAAAACUUAAAUUGCAUUAUCUGCAACGUAUUGGCUCGAUUAACUCUAAAUCAACUUUAAAAUCAUGAUGAAA
Molecule: messenger RNA, 1633 nt
Organism: Cynara cardunculus var. scolymus (artichoke)
Lineage: Eukaryota; Viridiplantae; Streptophyta; Magnoliopsida; Asterales; Asteraceae
Product: diaminopimelate decarboxylase 1, chloroplastic-like
Exons: 8
Coding region: 47-1495 (482 amino acids)
Cellular component (GO): chloroplast
Molecular function (GO): diaminopimelate decarboxylase activity
Source: RefSeq, a predicted model, not a curated record